Messenger RNA from Saccharomyces mikatae IFO 1815, 684 nucleotides. RefSeq names its product palmitoyl-(protein) hydrolase (gene TML25). The record is from RefSeq and is a predicted model, not a curated record. The coding region runs from base 1 to 684 and encodes 227 amino acids. Gene Ontology annotation, biological process: protein depalmitoylation. Gene Ontology annotation, molecular function: palmitoyl-(protein) hydrolase activity; carboxylic ester hydrolase activity. Gene Ontology annotation, cellular component: cytoplasm. The transcript has a single exon. Lineage: Eukaryota; Fungi; Ascomycota; Saccharomycetes; Saccharomycetales; Saccharomycetaceae.
AUGAAUGGGCUUAGAGUCGCUGCAAAAGUUCAGCCGGCUCGUCAAACUAUCAUAUUUUUGCAUGGACUAGGCGAUACUGGCUCAGGAUGGGGAUUUCUAGCUCAAUAUUUACAGCAGAGAGACUCUGCCACGUUUGGGCAAACUAAUUUUGUGUUCCCUAAUGCUCCAGAAAUCCAUGUGACAGCAAACGGCGGUGCCUUGAUGCCUGCUUGGUUUGACAUCUUGGAAUGGGACACUAGUAUUUCAAAAAUUGAUGGCGAUGGUUUUAUGAAUUCUUUGAGUUCCAUUGAAAAGACAGUUAAACAGGAAAUUGACAAGGGGAUUAAACCGGAAAAUAUUAUUAUUGGGGGCUUUUCUCAAGGCGCCGCAUUAGCUCUGGCAACUUCUGUUACUUUACCUUGGAAGAUUGGUGGUAUAGUGUCUUUGUCUGGAUUCUGUUCUAUUCCAGGAAUUCUGAAGCAGCAUAAGAACAGUAUCAAUGUAAAGACACCGGUUUUUCAUGGUCAUGGUGAUAUGGAUCCAGUAGUUCCUAUUUCUCUUGGUAAGAAGGCAAAACAGUUUUAUCAAGAAAAUUGUGGGAUACAAGAUUAUGAAUUUAAGGUAUAUAGUGGCAUGGCCCAUUCUACUGUUCCUGAUGAACUGGAAGACUUGGCUGCUUUCAUGAGAAAGUGUUUAUCAUUAUAG